This is a messenger RNA of Entelurus aequoreus (snake pipefish), 1452 nucleotides long. It is a transcript of the gene pfkfb1, whose product is annotated as 6-phosphofructo-2-kinase/fructose-2,6-biphosphatase 1. The record is from RefSeq and is a predicted model, not a curated record. Gene Ontology annotation, biological process: fructose metabolic process; fructose 2,6-bisphosphate metabolic process. Lineage: Eukaryota; Metazoa; Chordata; Actinopteri; Syngnathiformes; Syngnathidae. Gene Ontology annotation, molecular function: 6-phosphofructo-2-kinase activity; fructose-2,6-bisphosphate 2-phosphatase activity; ATP binding. The transcript is spliced from 14 exons. Gene Ontology annotation, cellular component: 6-phosphofructo-2-kinase/fructose-2,6-biphosphatase complex; cytosol. The coding region runs from base 66 to 1442 and encodes 458 amino acids.
CCUUAUUUUGUCACAGGCUGCGUGGUCGUGCGUGGGCACUGGACUUCAGCUGACAGGUGCAAACAAUGGAUCUUCCCCCGCAGGAAUGUAGGGUGACCCGGAGGAGGUGUGACAGCACAGCAUCAGUGCCACAGUUCUGCAACUCUCCCAUCGUGAUCGUUAUGGUAGGCCUGCCAGCCAGAGGGAAGACCUACAUCUCCAAGAAGCUCACCCGUUAUCUGAACUGGAUCGGAGUUCCCACGAAAACGUUUAAUGUUGGCCAGUAUCGCCGGCAGGCCGUCAAAACCUAUGAGAACUUUGAGUUCUUUAAAUCUGACAAUGAGGAGGCCAUGAGUAUCCGCAAGGCCUGUGCAGCUGCUGCCCUCAAAGAUGUUGCUGCCUACUUCACACAGGAACAAGGACAAGUGGCGGUUUUUGAUGCCACUAACACCACCAGGGAGAGAAGAGCAGCCAUCAAUAGAUUUGCCAAGGAACGAGGCUACAAGGUUUUUUUUGUGGAGUCCAUCUGUGAAGACCCAGAUAUAAUAGUAGAGAAUGUCAAGCAAGUGAAAUUUGGCAGUCCGGAUUAUGUGAAUCGCAGCAUGGAGGAAGCCAUAGAAGAUUUUCUUCAGCGCAUUGAGUGUUACAAGUCCAGCUACAUGCCCAUAGAUGACGAGAAAGACAGAAAGCUCUCCUACAUUAAGAUCUAUGAAGUGGGCAAAAGGUACCUCGUGAAUCAAGUCCAGGACCACAUCCAGAGUAGGAUCGUCUACUACCUCAUGAACAUCCAUGUUACUCCAAGGUCCAUCUAUUUGAGCCGCCAUGGGGAGAGCGAAUUUAAUCUUUUAGGUCGGAUCGGCGGAGACUCUGGUUUGUCCACCAGCGGACAAGAAUAUGCUGUUGCUUUGAAAAACUUCAUCCAGAGUCAGACAAUCAAGGAUCUGAAGGUAUGGACUAGUCACAUGAAGAGAACCAUCCAGACUGCACAAGCACUGGGAGUUCAGUAUGAGCAGUGGAAAGCUCUCAAUGAGAUAGACGCUGGUGUGUGUGAGGAAUUAACAUAUGAGGAGAUUCAGGAGAAUUUCCCAGAGGAAUUUGCACUGAGGGACCAGGACAAGUUUCGGUAUCGUUACCCAAAGGGUGAGUCCUAUGAGGACCUUGUCCAUCGCCUGGAACCAGUCAUCAUGGAGUUGGAAAGGCAAGAGAAUGUUCUUGUCAUCUGCCACCAAGCUGCCAUGCGCUGCCUCCUUGCCUACUUUCUAGACAAACCUGCAGAUGAGCUCCCUUAUCUCAGAUGUCCUCUUCACACGGUCUUUAAACUCACACCAAUAGCUUAUGGGUGUAAAGUUGAGCCCUUCUACCUCAAUAUUGAGGCAAUCAACACACACAGAGAGAAACCUGUGAAUGUAGACGUCCACAGAAACCCGGAUGAAGCUCUGCAGACUGUUCCUGACCACGUUUGAACAAUGUUGA